Molecule: messenger RNA, 3079 nt
Organism: Closterium sp. NIES-67
Lineage: Eukaryota; Viridiplantae; Streptophyta; Zygnematophyceae; Desmidiales; Closteriaceae
Source: the annotation of a GenBank genome assembly
GGAAAACCUAGGUGGCAGAAUAACUAUUGUGCUUUUUGCACGUCUCAGUAUUCUGUUUCCCCUUUCCAUGGUUCUACAGGACGCUGUCUUUCCCGGAUCGCUUACUCGUGUUUUGUCAAGGCGCCAUGCUAGUCACUACAGUAGUAGCGUGAAUAGGCAGGAGCUUGGCACCCGUCUGAGUUAUCCGUAGCUUUUUCUGCGCGCGUUGUUUACAGAUUGGGGAUUUUUUUUCUCCCUUUUUUCUGGUCCUGGAGCUUAGCACACUGCGCCUGUUAUUUUCAGGGAACAGAUCGGCAGAUCCUAUAUUAUGGCAGAGCGCGUGGGUAGAAUGAAGUCCUAGGUUAGAUUAGCAACUUAAGUUGCUGAAGGGGGGGGGUUUCCUCCCUGUAAAUGCCGGUCUAGACCCUUGCUGCCAAUGGCUAAUCCCAAUACUACCCCUGCAUUUAUGGCGCCUAGGCCGUACAUGCAGGGCGAGGGUAUGGCUGUGGAUCAUAGGGGGAUGAGUAUGGACCAUAGGGGAAUGAGUAUGGACCACGGAUCUGUAGCAGCACCACUGUCAGUACCGCCUUAUGGCUCCCAAGCUGUGACCGCACAAGGCAUGGCUCCGCAAGGCAUGGCGACGCAAGGCAUGGCGACGCAAGGCAUGUCAGCGCCACCACUUUCAGGCAUUUCAGCACCAGGCGGCCUGUCAACCCAAGGCAUUUCGGGCAUGUCCGGACCAGGCAUUUCGGGACCAGGAAUGUCCGGUUACUCAUACGCGGGUCAGCCGUACCAGGUGCCGUUCACGCACAUGAGACCGGCGUUCGCGGCGCCUGACGCGUACCACCAGUUCCAGGACCCCGGGGGGUACCAGGGAGGGUACGCUGCGGGCCAAUACGGGAGGCAGGGGGAGGAGGAGUACCUCGUCGCGAAAUUCUCCGAGCAUUCGUUGAGGCAGAAUGCGCCAGGGAUGGUCCCCACCGUGCUAUCCGGCCAGACGACGGGCGAGCCAUGGCCAAGGUUCAACAACGGAGAGGACCCCCUCACAGCGCGAGGGCGCAAGAUGGCGCGGGGGAAAGGGUGGGAGCACGGGGAAGCAGGCAUGUCGCUCAACUCGCCAGCAGGGGGGGCCAUGGGGCAGCCGCAGCAGCAAUCAGCAUGCCGCUAUGACAACUCUCUUGGGCUCUUAACGAAGAAAUUUAUUGACCUAAUAAAGGGUUCGGAUGAUGGUACACUAGACCUGAACACUGCAGCCUCAACUCUCCAGGUCCAGAAGCGGAGGAUCUACGACAUCACCAACGUGCUGGAAGGCAUUGGCUUGAUUGAGAAGAAAGGGAAGAACAACAUCCAGUGGAAGGGCUUGGAGUGUGACUCAAGCAUCAAGGAAGACUCUCAGAUACUACAGGCGGAGUUGAAUCGGCUAAGGGAGGAGGAGUUGAGUCUAGACAACGGCAUCAAGGACAUGAGGGAGCGUUUACGGUUACUAAAUGAGGACGACAAAAGAAAACAAUGGAUGUUUGUGACAGAAGAAGACAUCAAGAACCUGCCUUGCUUUCAGAAUGAAACCCUAAUCGCCAUACGAGCACCGCACGGGACCAUGCUGGAAGUGCCUGACCCCGAAGAGGGCUUUGCGCAGCGCAAGUAUCAGAUACUGUUGAAAAGCACAAGUGGGCCUAUCGACGUCUACCUGGUCAGCCGGUUCGAAGAGAAGUACGAAGGUGCAGCCCCCUCCCAAGCAGGCCAGCCUCCGCAACAGCAACAAUCACAGCAGCAGGGCCAGCAGCAGCAGGAGCAAUCCUUGUAUUCGCAGACCCCCAGCCAACCAUACAACACUCCUGCUAUGCCGGAUAACUCAGGAGCAGCAGCAGCAGGAGCAGCAGGAGUAGGGGCAGUGCCAGCAUCAGGGUACACCCCUGGGGGAGGAGCGGGAGCAGGGGGGGACGGGGGGGCAGCAGGGGGAGGAGCAGGGGCAGGGGGGGGGCACGGAGGAGAGGCGCAGUCAGGCAUCGUCCGGCUCACUCCUGCCGAGUCUCAUGACUACUGGCUGCUGCCAGAUCAACAGCUGGGGCUCACCGACAUGUGGCGGCCUGAUGGCUCAUGGGAGGACCCCACUCGCCUGAAUGGGUCUGAUGGAGGCAUGACUGGGGGAGGUAGCACCUCACAUGCGUUUGAAACCCCGCCACACGCCAGCCACCUCCCCAGCAUUCACUGACCCCCUUCAGAGAACUGGAGGGGCAUUUACCCUCCAAAGCACCCCAAGACAUGCCAGCCACCUCCCGAGCACUCACUGACCCCCGUUUGCUGUUCUAGUGUCAACCAUACCAGCCACCUUCGCAUUAUUCACUGACCUUCUUUAGUCGACCCUUAAAGCCAACCCUCAAAGCCAACCCAAUGCUCCACCUCAUUGCCACCCACAACCUCCUUUGAGUUGCGACUCAAAAGUAUACGCUCAAUCCAUCAUCCAUCAUCCUAGUACCCCAUCAACCAAAAUCCAGCACCCAUCGUAGCUGUUUCAGCGAUCUACGACUGCAUCCCGUACUGGCCACUUCCCCAGUGACCCUCCGCAAAGCCCCCGUUGAGCCUCUGUCAAGCUUCACCAUCUCCAUAACCCCCUAGGUCAUCCCCCUCCUAACCCUUCGCCCACGUGCUUCUGACUCGUCUCCGUCCUUGUGACUCGUGUCACUUGCUUCCGUUUUCCUUUUCGGGAAACUAACCGCCGCCACCGCUGGAAUGGUGGUGCUCCCUUAAAGCCUAACCCCUCCCUGCACCUGCUCGUCUAACAGCAACAGAUGUACCUACCCCUGCCACCUCCUACUUCACUAGCUCCCUAACGCUGGCCAUUCCCCAUGGCCCUAUCAAUCAGCAGUCCUCCUCCUUCCUGCUACUUCCUCGACAGCAGCUGCAGCUACCUGUGGGGUUGUUGCAGGCUCUACUGCAGGUGGGAGCGUUUCAGGAUCAGCUCUUCCCCCUUUGUGUGUGUGUGUGUGUUGUCUUGGUGAAUGGGGUCUUGCACCCCUCAACUACAACCAACUUCCUAACUGCAUGUCUGCUGCAUAGAAAUUUAUGUACUCUGUUAUCCUAAUAAAAUUCUGAAGGCCUG